Molecule: messenger RNA, 14160 nt
Organism: Ictalurus punctatus (channel catfish)
Lineage: Eukaryota; Metazoa; Chordata; Actinopteri; Siluriformes; Ictaluridae
Product: protein AHNAK2
Exons: 7
Coding region: 324-13502 (4392 amino acids)
Biological process (GO): peripheral nervous system myelin maintenance; regulation of RNA splicing
Cellular component (GO): nucleus; cytoplasm
Molecular function (GO): protein binding
Source: RefSeq, a predicted model, not a curated record
UACUUUGCAGCAGAGAAGACUAGAGCAUCAUUGCAGAGUGCACUGUUACCUAGCGUGGAUUCAGCACAACAUCUCUCUCUCUCUCUCUCUCUCUCUCUCUCUCUCUCUCUCCUUCACUCACUAGCCUCACAGACUGACUGUUUCCUGCUCAUUCUCUCUCUCUCUCUGCCUCUCUGCGCAUCACCAGUGAGCAAGAGUGAAGAAGAGGUUGCGAGUUCUGCAGCUCCAGAAGGAGUGGACGGAAGCAGCCUGAGCCGACGCAGCAUAUUUUUGGGCCAGACAUCACUGGACUCCAGGCUUGAGCUCUCUAGAGGACAGCCACCAUGUGUGACUGUUUUCAUCUGGCGUUCCCCAAUUGGCAUGCACCAGCUGCGGGUGCUGGGCGAAGGCUGAGGGGACCGGAACAAGAAGAAGAGGAUGAUUCAGUAUGUGAGGAACCUGAAAUUUUAGAGAAGGAAAGACCUCGUCCUCAAGGCUCAUCACCAGUAGAAGAAUUUCCUGUUGAAAAACAGGCUGAGGAAGAUAUCUCUGACUCAGCACACAAGAGUGGGAGCAACAAAAAAAGCAGAAAAGCCGGCUUUGGAUCUCUGUUUGACAAGCGCACAUCUGACAAAAUGAAUGAAACAGAGGACAUGCAGAGUGAUGAAUCUGAAAUGAUUGUGAAAACAGUGAAAGAAGCAUGUGUUGAGGGCUUAGUCGUGACUGGUGGAGGGAAAGAGGGGAUAUUCAUCAAAGAAGUGAAACUAGAUUCACCUGCUUCCAAACAUCUAAGUGUGAAAGAGGGUGAUCAAAUACUAAGUGCUACAGUAUACUUUGAUAAUGUUUCAUACGAAGAUGCACUUCAUAUUCUUGAGCAUGCUCAACCAUAUAAAAUGGAAUUCUGUCUAAGGCGCAAAAUGGAACCAAGCAUACCAGAAAAUGCUGAAAUUAUACAUACAAAGGAAAAAGAGCAGGGUCCACCAAUGAUGAGAAGUCAGAGAAAGAUGAAAAAACAGCAAGAACGUAUCUCAUGGCCAAAGUUCCCAUCCUUUGGCAAGGGACCCAGAGUGCAAUUCAAGAGAUCUCACAGCACAUCAGAAGCAGAGGAACACAGGAAAUUAGAGAUGAGCCCACCAACAAGUGAUGCUGAAUCUCCACUGAAAUGUCCAGAUGGAAAAGACAAGAAAAAAAAACACAAAGUCCAACUAAAAAUGAAGAUGAAGGGCCACAGGAGCAAGUCUGUUGAGGAACCCCAGAGAAAUGAACAGUUGGUUUGGGAAAAUCAACAAGUGGAGUAUAUAUUAGAAGAAAAGGUUCUUGAAAGACAUGAGGAACAAAUGCAAGAGAUCCCACAGGUCCUAAGUGAAGCUGAAAAUGAGGUUUCUUCCAAGACUGGGACUGAUGAUCCAUUUCAGAGUUUGUCAGCAAUGGAACGGCACGAGGCUCAUUUAAUUAGCUUGGGCAACACAUUAAAGACUACAGAUAUUUCAGUCGCUCUUGCAGAGGGCGGAAAAAUAGAGAGUUCAGAAAUGAACAUCAGAAUUCAUCAGAAGGAAAAACCUGAUAUUGGAACAGAAAACCAAGUAGAAACUAUCAAAGCUUUGUACACAAUUUCAGAUCCAUCAGCCUGUGACAAUAUUCUAUUAUCACAGGCAGAGGUAGAAAUAUCUCAAUUUGACAAUGACCUCAACAGACAGGGAACAGAAAAAGAUAGUUCUGGGAAAAAAAUGGAAUCUGGAAAUGUAGAACUUAGCAUGCCAAAUUUAGAUACAUGUGUAGAAGUAACAAAAAAAUCUCCAAGGAUUGGUGAUGAAAAGCAAUGGAAGGAGAUGUUUGAAAAUGAGAGUUAUGGGAUUCGAACCAGAGGUCCAUUGGCAGACAUGGCCACAUCAAAGACCCACUUUGUGAGCACAGUAAAUGGGCUUCAGUUCAUUUCACCAGAUUUUUCUGAGAUAACGCAAGUGGGGAAAAUGUCUGAUGGCAUCAGUGACACAAAGAAACCAACUGUUACUUUCCUACCAAAACCUGGAAGUGCUGAUUUGGCUGGAGACAAAGAAUAUUCACCUUUAGAAAUCAAAACUUGCAAGUUACCAACAGAAACUACUGAUUUCAUUCUAGUAGAUCUAGAUAGAAGAUCAGCAUCAAAGUUUAAAUUGCCAAAGGUAGAUGGCACUGGAUUUGUAACCCAUGAACUAAUCAAAAUGACAGCGGUGGAAAAAAAUACAACCCAUCUACCAAAACGAGAAGAUAUUGAAAUUCCAGGAAUGGAAAAUAAAGAAACAAAACCCAGUCUUCAGACACCUGAAAUUAAGGUUCCAAAAAUUGAGAAAAUUAUAAAUGUUACAAAGCAGAAAGAAAUCCAGGAUCUACAAACAGAAGAAGAGUUCAAUGUUGAGGAUGUUAAAGUGGCUGUUUCCAAAUUCCCUGCUUUUAAACUGCCUGAGGGGGACAUAACAGGUGUUCUUGUGCAAAGAGAAAUUACAAUUAUGGAACUAAAGACAGAUAAGUCUAUGUUGACCCCUAGGGGAUCUCCACAUAAAACAUCCAUCACAAGUACAGACAGUAGCACGAGUUACCCUAAAAGUAAAGUAGGUGAAGAAAAGUCACCAGCUUCUGAUAUUGUAGAUAAGGGCACAGCAAUCAAGAUGCCAAAAGUUGAGCUACGUUAUACUGAUGAGCAUACAUCAACAGCUUUGAUGAAAAUAGACCAUCCACAGAUAACAGAUUAUGGGAGAUGUAGAGACAUAAACUUCAAGCUCCCAAAGCGGGAAGAUAUUGAAAUACCAGGGAUGGAAGCCAUAAAGGAAUCACAGCUACAGAAUACAGUAAAAGUAGUCAGUGACACAGACCUUAAUCAACCUGAAAAGCCGAAAACUAAAAAAUACGGUGACAAGAAAGGUCAUGAAAAGAAAUCUAAGAAACCAAAAAUAUCCAUCCAAGGAUUUGAAAUAACUAAAUCUGAUAUUGAGUGUACAGAUAUUAGUACUGAAUUACCAAAGAAGGAUUCCUCUAAAAUGGAUACUGGAGAAACAAAGAUCCAUGAAAAACACAAAUUCAAAACCCCCAAAAUAGGGGAAGUUGAGAAUAAAGAUGUUCCAGUACAGGAAACCAAAAUUUUAGAAGAUAAUAUGGAUAAUGGCACUGAUAUAAAUGAAGAUGGACAGUCUGCCAACGUGUAUGGCAGAGCUCAGGACACUGAAACUGAAGGGCAAGGGAGGAAGUUCAAACUGCCAAAAUUUGAGAUCAGUUUUCCAGAAGUAAAAGCACCAAGAAUUAGUUGUACAUCAAAGAAAGAUGAUGACAGUUCUAUAUCAGAGGAAAGUGGUAAAGUGCCAGUAGUGCAUUCAGCUAAAGCUGAACUACCAGAAGUAAAACCUGAAUUGAGCACAGACCUACCAGAAAUUGAUUCUGAAAUAACUGAAGUGAAAAUUAAAAGGCCAGGGUUUUCAUUUCCCAGGUUUGGGAUAUCUAAAUCAGAACAUACAGCCCCAGCAGCUGAUGUUAGUCGCACAAAUGUUGAUAUGUCUUUACCAGACUCACAAACAGUCAUGGAGGAUACAAACACAAAUAUUGCAAUAUCAGUGAAAGAAGGUAAACAAAAGGAUGCAACAAAGUUUGGUUCUCCAACAAAGUUCAAAAUCCCUUCAAUCAAGUUUCCAAGUUUUGGAGCUAAAGUUACUAAGGCAGCAAUGGAGACCUCUGAUGUACAUGUUGGCGUUAAACGAGCUGAUACAAGUCUGCCCGAUACAGAGUUAAAAUUAUCUGCUGAGCCGAUAAUUGAGACGAUUUUAGUUGAUAUAAAAGACCCUGAUGUAGACAAACAAAAGAAAUCUGUCAGUAUGGAAUCUAUUAAUAUGGACAUCCAAAAUGAGGCACAAGUGGGUAAAUUCAAAUUGCCACAAUUUGGAAUCAGUGAUCUUGAAAUAAAGGGACCAAAAGUAGAUGUAAGUUCAGACAAGGCAGAGAUUGACAUUUCUGUACCAAAGGCAAAAGUAGAAGUUCAACCACCUGAUGUUGAAUUGCAAGGUCUAAGAGCUGAAAUAAAAGCUGACCUGCCAGAAAUAGAUUCUAAAGAUCUUGAAGUGAAAAUUAAGACACCAGGCUUUUCAUUUCCUACAACUGGAUUUCGUAAAUCAGACAUUAAGGCUUCUGAAGGUGACGUGAGUCUCCCAAAUUUUGAUGUGUCUUUGCAUGAAGGAAGUAUAGAAAUGGAAAGACCAACUACUGAUGUUACUACAUCAUUGGAAGAUGGAGAACAAAAAGACCCAAUAAAGUUUAAAUUGCCAUCAGUUACCUUCCCAAAAUUUGGAGCCAAAGGCCCAAAAGGUACAUUAGAGGUCUCUGAUGUGGGUGUAGAUGUUAAAGGACCUGAAAUAAGUCUACCAGAUGCAGAGAUAAAAUUGUCAUCUGAGCCCCUCUCAGUGAAUAUAAAAGGGCCUGGUGCAGACAAAGAAAGGAAAUCUCUCAGUAUGGAAAUGAAAGAUCAGGACAUCCAAAUUAAGGAACAAGGGAGUAAAUUCAAAUUGCCAAAAUUUGGAAUCAGCCUUCCUGACGUAAAAGGGCCAAAAAUAGAUAUAAGUUCAGACAAGACAGAGAUUGACAUUUCUGUACCAAAGGCAAAAGUAGAAGUUCAUCCACCUGAUGUUGAAUUGCAAGGUCUAAGAGCUGAAAUAAAAGCUGACCUGCCAGAAGUAGAUUCUAAAGAUCUUGAAGUGAAAAUGAAGACACCAGGCUUUUCAUUUCCUAGAAGUGGCUUUAGUAAAACAGAAAUUAAGGCUCCCAAAGGUGAUGUGGGUCUCCCAAAUGUUGAUGUGGCUUUGCCUGAAGGAAGUAUAGAAAUUGAAAGACCAACUACAGAUGUCACAAUACCAAUGGAAGAGGCAGAACAAAAAGAGCCAACAAAGUUUAAAAUGCCUUCAAUCAACUUCCCAAAGUUUGGAACUAAAGGUCCAAAGGCUACAAUAGAGGUCUCUGAUGUGAAUGUAGACGUUAAAGGACCUGAAAUAAGUCUACCAGAUGCAGAGAUAAAAUUGUCAGCUGAGCCAAUCUCAGUGGGUAUAAAAGGGCCUGAUGCAGACAAAGAAAUGAAAUCUCUCAGUAUGGAUAUGAAAGAUCAGGACAUCCAAAUUAAGGAACAAGGGAGCACAUUCAAAUUGCCAAAAUUUGGAAUCAAUGUUCCUGAAAUAAAGGGACCAAAAAUAGAUAUAAGUUCAGACAAGGCAGAGAUUGACAUUUCUGUACCAAAGGCAAAAGUAGAAGUGCAUCCAGCCAAUGUUGAAGUGGAAGGUGUAACGGCUGAAAUAAAAGCUGAAUUGCCAGAAGUAGAUUCUAAAGAUCUUGAAGUGAAAAUGAAGACACCAGGCUUUUCAUUUCCUAGAAUUGGAUUUAGUAAAUCAGAAGUUAAGGCUCCCGAAGGUGAUGUGAGUCUCCCAAAUGUUGAUCUGCCUUUGCCUGAAGGAAUUAUAAACAUUGAAAGACCAACUACAGAUAUCACAAUACCAAUGGAAGAGGCAGAACAAAAAGGUCGGUCAAAAUUUGGUUCUCCAACAAAGUUUAAAUUGCCUUCAAUCAACUUCCCAAAGUUUGGAACUAAAGGUCCAAAGGCCACAGUGGAGCUCUCUGAUGUGAAUGUAGACGUUAAAGGACCUGAAGUAAGUCUACCAGAUGCAGAGAUAAAAUUGUCAGCUGAGCCAAUCUCAGUGGAUAUAAAAGGGCCUGAUGCAGACAAAGAAAUGAAAUCUCUCAGUAUGGAUAUGAAAGAUCAGGACAUCCAAAUUAAGGAACAAGGGAGCACAUUCAAAUUGCCAAAAUUUGGAAUCAAUGUUCCUGAAAUAAAGGGACCAAAAAUAGACGUAAGUUCAGACAAGGCAGAGAUUGACAUUUCUGUACCAAAGGCAAAAGUAGAAGUGCAUCCACCCGAUGUCGAAGUGGAAGGUGUAAUGGCUAAAAUAAAAGCUGACCUGCCAGAAGUAGAUUCUCAAGAUCUUGAAGUGAAAAUGAAGACACCAGGCUUUUCAUUUCCUAGAAUUGGAUUUAGUAAAUCAGAAGUUAAGGCUCCUGAAGGUGAUGUGAGUCUCCCAAAUGUUGAUGUGCCUUUGCCUGAAGGAAGUAUAGAAAUUGAAAGACCAACUACAGAUGUCACAAUACCAAUGGAAGAUGCAGAACAAAAAGAUCGGUCAAAGUUUGGUUCUCCAACAAAGUUUAAAUUGCCGUCAAUCAACUUCCCAAAGUUUGGAACUAAAGGUCCAAAGGCCACAGUGGAGGUCUCUGAUGUGAAUGUAGACAUUAAAGGACCUGACAUAAGUCUACCAGAUGCAGAGAUAAAAUUGUCAGCUGAGCCAAUCUCAGUGGAUAUAAAAGGGCCUGAUGCCGACAAAGAAAUGAAAUCUCUCAGUAUGGAUAUGAAAGAUCAGGACAUCCAAAUUAAGGAACAAGGAAGUAAAUUCAAAUUGCCAAAAUUUGGAAUCAGUGUUCCUGAAUUAAAGGGACCAAAAAUAGAUGUAAGUUCAGAUAAGGCAAAGAUUGACAUUUCUGUACCAAAGGCAAAAGUAGAAGUGCAUCCACCCAAUGUCGAAGUGGAAGGUGUAACGGCUGAAAUAAAAGCUGACCUGCCAGAAGUAGAUUCUAAAGAUAUUGAAGUGAAAAUGAAGACACCAGGCUUUUCAUUUCCUAGAAUUGGAUUUAGUAAAUCAGAAGUCAAAGCUCCUGAAGGUGAUGUGAGUCUCCCAAAUGUUGAUGUGCCUUUGCCUGAAGGAAGUAUAGAAUUUGAAAGACCAACUACAGAUGUCACAAUACCAAUGGAAGAGGCAGAACAAAAAGGUCGGUCAAAGUUUGGUUCUCCAACAAAGUUUAAAAUGCCUUCAAUCAACUUCCCAAAGUUUGGAACUAAAGGUCCAAAGGCUACAAUAGAGGUCUCUGAUGUGAAUGUUGACGUUAAAGGAACUGAAGUAAGUCUACCAGAUGCAGAGAUAAAAUUGUCAGCUGAGCCAAUCUCAGUGGAUAUAAAAGGGCCUGAUGCAGACAAAGAAAUGAAAUCUCUCAGUAUGGAUAUGAAAGAUCAGGAUAUCCAAAUUAAGGAACAAGGGAGUAAAUUCAAAUUGCCAAAAUUUGGAAUCAGUGUUCCCGAAUUAAAGGGACCAAAAAUAGAUAUAAGUUCAGACAAGCCAGAGAUUGACAUUUCUGUACCAAAGGCAAAAGUAGAAAUGCAUCCACCCGAUGUCAAAUUGCAAAAAGUAACAGCUGAAAUAAAAGCUGACCUGCCAGAAGUAGAUUCUCAAGAUCUUGAAGUGAAAAUGAAGACACCAGGCUUUUCAUUUCCUAGAAUUGGAUUUAGUAAAUCAGAAGUUAAGGCUCCUGAAGGUGAUGUGAGUCUCCCAAAUGUUGAUGUGUCUUUGCCUGAAGGAAGUAUAGAAAUUGAAAGACCAACUACAGAUGUCACAAUACCAAUGGAAGAUGCAGAACAAAAAGAUCGGUCAAAGUUUGGUUCUCCAACAAAGUUUAAAUUGCCGUCAAUCAACUUCCCAAAGUUUGGAACUAAAGGUCCAAAGGCCACAGUGGAGGUCUCUGAUGUGAAUGUAGACAUUAAAGGACCUGACAUAAGUCUACCAGAUGCAGAGAUAAAAUUGUCAGCUGAGCCAAUCUCAGUGGAUAUAAAAGGGCCUGAUGCCGACAAAGAAAUGAAAUCUCUCAGUAUGGAUAUGAAAGAUCAGGACAUCCAAAUUAAGGAACAAGGGAGUAAAUUCAAAUUGCCAAAAUUUGGAAUCAGUGUUCCUGAAAUAAAGGGACCCAAAAUAGAUGUAAGUCCAGAUAAGGCAAACAUUGACAUUUCUGUACCAAAGGCAAAAGUAGAAAUACAUCCACCCGAAGUUGAAGUGCAAAAAGUAACAGCUGAAAUAAAAGCUGAUCUGCCAGAAGUAGAUUCUAAAGAUCUUGAAGUGAAAAUGAAGACACCAGGCUUUUCAUUUCCUAGAAUUGGAUUUAGUAAAUCAGAAGUUAAGGCUCCUGAAGGUGAUGUGAGUCUCCCAAAUGUUGAUGUGUCUUUGCCUGAAGGAAGUAUAGAAAUUGAAAGACCAACUACAGAUGUCACAAUACCAAUGGAAGAUGCAGAACAAAAAGAUCGGUCAAAGUUUGGUUCUCCAACAAAGUUUAAAUUGCCGUCAAUCAACUUCCCAAAGUUUGGAACUAAAGGUCCAAAGGCCACAGUGGAGGUCUCUGAUGUGAAUGUAGACAUUAAAGGACCUGACAUAAGUCUACCAGAUGCAGAGAUAAAAUUGUCAGCUGAGCCAAUCUCAGUGGAUAUAAAAGGGCCUGAUGCCGACAAAGAAAUGAAAUCUCUCAGUAUGGAUAUGAAAGAUCAGGACAUCCAAAUUAAGGAACAAGGAAGUAAAUUCAAAUUGCCAAAAUUUGGAAUCAGUGUUCCUGAAUUAAAGGGACCAAAAAUAGAUGUAAGUUCAGAUAAGGCAAAGAUUGACAUUUCUGUACCAAAGGCAAAAGUAGAAGUGCAUCCACCCAAUGUCGAAGUGGAAGGUGUAACGGCUGAAAUAAAAGCUGACCUGCCAGAAGUAGAUUCUAAAGAUACUGAAGUGAAAAUGAAGACACCAGGCUUUUCAUUUCCUAGAAUUGGAUUUAGUAAAUCAGAAGUCAAAGCUCCUGAAGGUGAUGUGAGUCUCCCAAAUGUUGAUGUGCCUUUGCCUGAAGGAAGUAUAGAAUUUGAAAGACCAACUACAGAUGUCACAAUACCAAUGGAAGAGGCAGAACAAAAAGGUCGGUCAAAGUUUGGUUCUCCAACAAAGUUUAAAAUGCCUUCAAUCAACUUCCCAAAGUUUGGAACUAAAGGUCCAAAGGCUACAAUAGAGGUCUCUGAUGUGAAUGUUGACGUUAAAGGACCUGAAGUAAGUCUACCAGAUGCAGAGAUAAAAUUGUCAGCUGAGCCAAUCUCAGUGGAUAUAAAAGGGCCUGAUGCAGACAAAGAAAUGAAAUCUCUCAGUAUGGAUAUGAAAGAUCAGGAUAUCCAAAUUAAGGAACAAGGGAGUAAAUUCAAAUUGCCAAAAUUUGGAAUCAGUGUUCCCGAAUUAAAGGGACCAAAAAUAGAUAUAAGUUCAGACAAGGCAGAGAUUGACAUUUCUUUACCAAAGGCAAAAGUAGAAAUGCAUCCACCCGAUGUCAAAUUGCAAAAAGUAAAAGCUGAAAUAAAAGCUGACCUGCCAGAAGUAGAUUCUCAAGAUCUUGAAGUGAAAAUGAAGACACCAGGCUUUUCAUUUCCUAGAAUUGGAUUUAGUAAAUCAGAAGUUAAGGCUCCUGAAGGUGAUGUGAGUCUCCCAAAUGUUGAUGUGUCUUUGCCUGAAGGAAGUAUAGAAAUUGAAAGACCAACUACAGAUGUCACAAUACCAAUGGAAGAUGCAGAACAAAAAGAUCGGUCAAAGUUUGGUUCUCCAACAAAGUUUAAAUUGCCGUCAAUCAACUUCCCAAAGUUUGGAACUAAAGGUCCAAAGGCCACAGUGGAGGUCUCUGAUGUGAAUGUAGACAUUAAAGGACCUGACAUAAGUCUACCAGAUGCAGAGAUAAAAUUGUCAGCUGAGCCAAUCUCAGUGGAUAUAAAAGGGCCUGAUGCCGACAAAGAAAUGAAAUCUCUCAGUAUGGAUAUGAAAGAUCAGGACAUCCAAAUUAAGGAACAAGGAAGUAAAUUCAAAUUGCCAAAAUUUGGAAUCAGUGUUCCUGAAUUAAAGGGACCAAAAAUAGAUGUAAGUUCAGAUAAGGCAAAGAUUGACAUUUCUGUACCAAAGGCAAAAGUAGAAGUGCAUCCACCCAAUGUCGAAGUGGAAGGUGUAACGGCUGAAAUAAAAGCUGACCUGCCAGAAGUAGAUUCUAAAGAUAUUGAAGUGAAAAUGAAGACACCAGGCUUUUCAUUUCCUAGAAUUGGAUUUAGUAAAUCAGAAGUCAAAGCUCCUGAAGGUGAUGUGAGUCUCCCAAAUGUUGAUGUGCCUUUGCCUGAAGGAAGUAUAGAAUUUGAAAGACCAACUACAGAUGUCACAAUACCAAUGGAAGAGGCAGAACAAAAAGGUCGGUCAAAGUUUGGUUCUCCAACAAAGUUUAAAAUGCCUUCAAUCAACUUCCCAAAGUUUGGAACUAAAGGUCCAAAGGCUACAAUAGAGGUCUCUGAUGUGAAUGUUGACGUUAAAGGACCUGAAGUAAGUCUACCAGAUGCAGAGAUAAAAUUGUCAGCUGAGCCAAUCUCAGUGGAUAUAAAAGGGCCUGAUGCCGACAAAGAAAUGAAAUCUCUCAGUAUGGAUAUGAAAGAUCAGGAUAUCCAAAUUAAGGAACAAGGGAGUAAAUUCAAAUUGCCAAAAUUUGGAAUCAGUGUUCCCGAAUUAAAGGGACCAAAAAUAGAUAUAAGUUCAGACAAGGCAGAGAUUGACAUUUCUGUACCAAAGGCAAAAGUAGAAAUACAUCCACCCGAUGUUGAAGUGCAAAAAGUAACAGCUGAAAUAAAAGCUGACCUGCCAGAAGUAGAUUCUCAAGAUCUUGAAGUGAAAAUGAAGACACCAGGCUUUUCAUUUCCUAGAAUUGGAUUUAGUAAAUCAGAAGUUAAGGCUCCUGAAGGUGAUGUGAGUCUCCCAAAUGUUGAUGUGGCUUUGCCUGAAGGAAGUAUGGAAAUGGAAAGACCAACUACAAAUGUCACAAUACCAGUGGAAGAGGCAGAACAAAAAGGUCGGUCAAAAUUUGGUUCUCCAACAAAGUUUAAAAUGCCUUCAAUCAACUUCCCAAAGUUUGGAACUAAAGGUCCAAAGGCUACAAUAGAGGUCUCUGAUGUGAAUGUAGACGUUAAAGGACCUGAAAUAAGUCUACCAGAUGCAGAGAUAAAACUGUCAGCUGAGCCAAUCUCAGUGGGUAUAAAAGGGCCUGAUGCAGACAAAGAAAUGAAAUCUCUCAGUAUGGAUAUGAAAGAUCAGGACAUCCAAAUUAAGGAACAAGGGAGUAAAUUCAAAUUGCCAAAAUUUGAAAUCAGUAUUCCUGAAGUAAAAGGACCAAAAAUAGAUGUAAGCUCAGACAAGGCAAAUAUUGACAUUUCUGUACCAAAAGCAAAAGUAGAAGUGCAUCCAUCCGAUGUCGAAGUGGAAGGUGUAACGGCUGAAAUAAAAGCUGACCUGCCAGAAGUAGAUUCUCAAGAUCUUGAAGUGAAAAUGAAGACACCAGGCUUUUCAUUUCCUAGAAUUGGAUUUAGUAAAUCAGAAGUUAAGGCUCCUGAAGGUGAUGUGAGUCUCCCAAAUGUUGAUGUGUCUUUGCCUGAAGGAAGUAUAGAAAUUGAAAGACCAACUACAGAUGUCACAAUACCAAUGGAAGAGGCAGAACAAAAAGGUCGGUCAAAGUUUGGUUCUCCAACAAAGUUUAAAAUGCCUUCAAUCAACUUCCCAAAGUUUGGAACUAAAGGUCCAAAGGCCGCAGUGGAGGUCUCUGAUGUGAAUGUAGACAUUAAAGGACCUGAAAUAAGUCUACCAGAUGCAGAGAUAAAAUUGUCAGCUGAGCCAAUCUCAGUGGAUAUAAAAGGGCCAGAUGCAGACCAAGAAAUGAAAUCUCUCAGUAUGGAUAUGAAAGAUCAGGACGUCCAAAUUAAGGAACAAGGGAGUAAAUUCAAACUGCCAAAAUUUGGAAUAAGCCUUCCUGACGUAAAAGGACCAAAAUUUGUUGUAAGUUCAGACAAGGAAGAGAUUGACAUUUCUGUACCAAAGGCAAAAGUAGAAGUGCAUCCACCCGAUGUUGAAGUGCAAAAAGUAACAACUGAAAUAAAAGCUGACCUGCCAGAAGUAGAGUCUCAAGAACUUGAAGUGAAAAUGAAGAGACCUGGAUUGUCUUUUCCCAGAUUUAGUAAAUCGGACAGUAAAACUCCAGCAAGUGAUCUGAGUUCCCAAACUGCUGAUGUUUCUUUGCCAGAGGAAAGUAUAAAAAUAGAAGUUCGAACUACAGACAUUAUUGAUUCAAUGGAAAUUGCUGGACAAAAAGAUCCAACAAAGUCUAGUUCACAAACAAAGUUAAAACUUCCGUCAAUAAAACUACCAAAAUUUGGAGUUAAGUCUUCUGUGAGGACAGAUGUUAAAGGACGAGAAAUAAGUUUACCAGAUGAAGAUUUAUCAGCUGAGUCAUUGUCAAUGGAUAUAACAGGACACGACGUAGACAAAGAUGAAAAUUUUGUAAUUGCACAGCCCGAAGUAAAAGGUUCAGAAGUGAAAAUACAGUAUCUUAAUGUUAAAGUUAAUAAUGUGGAAAUAAACAAUGAAGUAACCAUACCAGAAUUGGAUUCCCAAGUGGGAAAAUGUGGAGAUGAGGAUACACCUGUAAAUGAUGCUCUAGAUGUCGUCUUAGAACCAAAACAAAAAUACACACAAAGAGUCAAGACAUCCUCCAAAUUCAAAAUUCCAGCACUUGGUGAUGUUUUCAGUGGCUUUGAAGUUGAAUUUAAUGUACCUAAAUUUGAUGAAAUUGAAGAAUCAAUGAAACCAUAUUCAGAUCCUCUGAAACAUGAACAAAACAUUGCAGUGAGUGGUCAUGUAUCAACAGAGUGUGUAUCAAAAUGUGAAGAUGGAGAAGCUCAGGAAAAAUCGAAGACAGACCAAAACAAAGAGGGUGGGCAAAAACAAACACAACCUGAAAACAGUGACUGGUUUAGAUUUCCCAAGUUUUCCUCUCCAACCAAAACGGCAAAAGACAAUGAGAAAUUCAUUUCCCAAUUACCCAAAAAAGCUGAACACAGUCCACAGAGUGACAUAAAUGAAAAUGAAUCCAAGAAAAGUUUCACAAGAGAGAUUGAUGAGGAUAAUGUCAGUCCAACUUUGUCACUAAGUUCAUCUGAUGCUUUUGCUGAUAUAAGUUCUGCACUUACAACUGAACAGAUUGACCUGUCGCUGGCCAGCCCUACAAAGGUCAAAGUAAAAUAUUCUGAACCCACUCCUAAUGCUGAAGUGAGUGGCAUACAUGGUGAUAUUAUUACUUCAACAGCCAGGACUAAACUAAUAUCCAUGGAGCCUCAUCAGCCAGAGAAAGUAAACAUUCCAUUCUCUUCUGAAACAUCCUCUUCUUCAGUGGAUACUCUGAAACAAAUGUCAGGACACAUAGUUGUGUCAAAUGUAAAAAGUGUGUCUAAAACAGAACAUGCUACAGUCCUCACUAAAGUAGACACACAAGAUACCCAAACAUUGCCUCCAGAAAAAGUAGCUGACUCAAUGUUGUCAGUUGAGGAAACAAUAAUGCGAAAGGGACAUACUAUAGUGGAGAAGCAUGUUGUAAAGGAAAUCUUUGGUGAUGACAAAGAGAAAAUAUUUGUGACACAGAGAAUACAGGUUUUUGAUGGAGAUUCUACUGAGCCUAUCUCUGAUGACACAGCAUCCUCAAUUCAAAAGUUAAGAGAAACUGUACACACUGAAAAAAUUAGAUUUUUUGAGGGGGCAGAGUCAAGUAAAACAAUUCUAAUGAGCACUGAAACAUUACUAAGGCAUGUAGAUUCCUCUACAGAUGAGAAUGAGGGGAAAUGAUUUGAGCUGACACUUUAUUAGAACCAGAAUGAUGGCUGUGUAAACCAGAUAAAUCAGGCUGGUUUCACAAAUCCUGCACAUUUUCCUUUAGCUUGGCUUGUAUAAAUUGGUAUUAUACUUCAGAAUGCAUUUUAUUUCUUGUGUAACCAAAUGUGUUGUGUAAACAUAAUGCAAGUUAGGGCUAACACCAACACUUAUUUAAUAACAUAAUAAAUUAACUAUGGUUAGUGAAUAAUACUUAGAAUACUCAGUAUAGAGAAACAUGGGCAUUCGGCACCCAUUACAGUAAAAUUACUCUCUGUCCGAAUUGUUUACAGUGCCCUCUUGGUCAUAUACAAGUAAAUGUAACUGUGUCACAUUUAGAGAUGUUCAUGGAAAAAUAUAUAAUAUAUGUGACUAUUAAAACGUAAUAAUAGUACAGCAUUUUUUGCAAAAGUCUCAUUGUCAUUGUCAUAAUUAUUGUAUUGCCAUGAACUAUACUCAUAAUUAAAUUUAAGCAUCUAAAAUUUUGCAGCUUUGUGAAGAGAAAGUACUUUUUUUUAAUAGUCUGCCAAGUUCCCUUUCAUUUCCUAUAUUAUUGUAAAACAAUAUAUUUACAUCCAAAUGAAUUACUGUAUUUACACGCAAACAUAUGCCACAAUAAAUCUUAUUUUAAAAA